Molecule: messenger RNA, 2227 nt
Organism: Sardina pilchardus (European sardine)
Lineage: Eukaryota; Metazoa; Chordata; Actinopteri; Clupeiformes; Clupeidae
Gene: kcnd3
Product: potassium voltage-gated channel, Shal-related subfamily, member 3
Exons: 8
Coding region: 97-2034 (645 amino acids)
Biological process (GO): potassium ion export across plasma membrane; protein homooligomerization
Cellular component (GO): postsynaptic membrane; dendritic spine; voltage-gated potassium channel complex
Molecular function (GO): protein binding; A-type (transient outward) potassium channel activity
Source: RefSeq, a predicted model, not a curated record
UUGACCAGGUUUAUUUCAUAUGGGUGGGGUCUAACUGGUGCCAAGCUGGUUGUGAAGGUGUGCGAUCUGGUGCCGUCGCCCCACGCCGCUAUCACCAUGGCGGCCGGAGUGGCAGCGUGGCUCCCGUUCGCGCGGGCGGCCGCUAUCGGCUGGAUGCCCGUGGCCAACCUGCCCAUGCCGCCCGUUGCCCCCGGCGACAAGGCCAAGCGGCGGGACGAGCUGAUCGUGCUGAACGUGAGCGGCCGUCGUUUCCAGACGUGGCGCGACACUCUCGACCGCUACCCGGACACGCUCCUGGGCUCCUCGGAGAAGGAGUUCUUCUACGUCGAGGAGACGCGCGAGUACUUCUUCGACCGCGACCCCGACCUCUUCCGCUCCGUCCUCAACUUCUACCGCACGGGGAAACUGCACUACCCGCGCUACGAGUGCAUCCUGGCCUACGAGGAGGAGCUGGCCUUCUUCGGCAUCAUCCCCGAGAUCAUCAGCGACUGCUGCUACGAGGAGUACAAGGACCGGCGGCGCGAGAACGCCGAACGCUUGAUGGACGACCAGGAGGACAACAAGGACGCCAAGCUGCCCAACAUGACGUUCCGCGAGACCAUGUGGCGGGCCUUCGAGAACCCGCACACCAGCACCAUGGCGCUGGUGUUCUACUACGUCACGGGGUUCUUCAUCGCCAUCUCCGUCGUCACCAACGUGGUGGAGACGGUUCCGUGCGCGACCUCGGGUCCGGCGCGGGACAUCCCGUGCGGGGAGCGCUUCACGGAGGCGUUCUUCUGCAUGGACACGGCCUGCGUGAUGAUCUUCACGGUCGAGUACCUGAUGCGGCUGUUCGCCGCGCCGAGCCGGUAUCGUUUCGUGCGCUCGGUGAUGAGCAUCAUCGACGUGGUGGCCAUCUUGCCGUACUACAUCGGCCUGGUGAUGACGGACAACGAGGACGUGAGCGGCGCCUUCGUCACGCUGCGGGUCUUCCGCGUCUUCCGCAUCUUCAAGUUCUCGCGCCACUCGCAGGGCCUGCGUAUCCUGGGCUACACGCUGAAGAGCUGCGCCUCGGAGCUGGGCUUCCUGCUCUUCUCCCUCACCAUGGCCAUCAUCAUCUUCGCCACCGUCAUGUUCUACGCCGAGAAGGGCUCCUCCUCCAGCAAGUUCACCAGCAUCCCUGCCUCCUUCUGGUACACCAUCGUCACCAUGACGACGCUCGGCUAUGGCGACAUGGUUCCCAAGACGAUAGCGGGCAAGAUCUUCGGCUCGAUCUGCUCUCUGAGUGGCGUGCUGGUGAUCGCGCUGCCCGUGCCCGUCAUCGUCUCCAACUUCAGCCGCAUCUACCACCAGAACCAGCGCGCCGACAAGCGCAAGGCCCAGAAGAUGCAGAAAGCCAGGCUGGCGCGUAUGAGGCUAUCGAAGGCAGGCAGCUCCAGUGCCUUCAUGCACAGCAAACGCAACGGCCUCCUCAGUGAACCCUUGGAGAUCACGGGGUCAUUGGACGAGGACCAGCAUAGUACUAAAUCGUCGACCCUAAUAGAAAGCCAACACCACCACCUACUGCACUGUCUUGAGAAGACCACGAAUCAUGAGUUUGUGGAUGAGCAGUUCUACGAGCAGACGUAUCUGGAGAGCGCUCUGCACAACUACCCGUCCCGCAGUCCAUCCGUGUCCAGCCAGGGCCUGACCGGAACCUGCUGCACGCGCCGGCCCAAACGGGUCACGCAGCUGACCAACGCCACGUCCACCGCCACACACACACACGCACACACACACUCGCCGCACGGACACACACACGCCAACACCAACGCAGGCCUGCAGGAGCUCAGCGCCAUACACAUCCAGUGUACAGACCAGCCCCUCAGCACAAGUCGCUCCAGUCUGAACAUGCGCACAGAGGACCAGCAGUCCCGCCUCAACUGCCAGGGCGGCCACAUCACCACGGCGAUCAUCACCAUCCCAACGCCCCCGGCAACCACGCCCGACGGUGACGGCCAUGCCCCCACCCCCCCUGUGUCGUCGCCCAACGUCGUCAAGGUGUCGGCCCUGUGAGGGGUGUGGCCAGAGAGGGAGGGGAGGAGCCAGAACAGGAAGUGAGGCGGAGCCUCUUACUUGAUUGACUGAUGAGUCGCCCCGCCCACUGUUGGCUAGAAUUCAGAACUGUGUUGAAACUGUGGCCAGCAGAGGUCCACUCUAAAGUGUGUGACGGCGUGGUUUGGGGAGGAGUGGGGGAGUGGUGUGUGUG